AUGCCCGGCAUUGAAGACAAUAUGGAUGAUGGUAUUGCACUCUUAGGUAAUUCUCGAACUGAUGUAUAUUGUCCAGAGAACAUAAUGGCGGAGACGGUCUCACUUUUGUUUUGUGUACCACUACUCCCUUACUCCGCCAAAGACGCUGUCGAUUUCGGCCGACCGAGAAGCCGUCAGACUUGUAUGCGUGCAUUAGUGAUCCUGAUUCCCAUUCGUCCGUGUCACUUGGAAAGCAAUAUUCCACAACUGAAAGCGGAGGAUCGAGAUCGUAUGCAUGGCAUUCCAGCGCUGCCGAGAUUCGACUUGAGACUCAUGGCUGAUGCUGUAGUUGCGGGUCUGGAUCGUCCACCAAGACCAUGA
Molecule: messenger RNA, 360 nt
Organism: Penicillium oxalicum
Lineage: Eukaryota; Fungi; Ascomycota; Eurotiomycetes; Eurotiales; Aspergillaceae
Exons: 1
Coding region: 1-360 (119 amino acids)
Source: RefSeq, a predicted model, not a curated record